ACAUUUGCUUUCAGUUAAAGCCCUAGUCUUCCCCUCUCUUUAAUCAAAGCAAAAAUCAAAUUUAUCGUUCAGUUAUAAUGCCGCGACACAGAACUCUGGUGGAGAUUGAGCGGCGCAUCAUGAAGCGCUUCGAACAGCUCGACCUGGAUGUGGAGGAGGAGUUCAUAGUCUUCGUGGUGCAUCUGCUGGUCCGCGACUUGCGGCGGGGUCUGCACAAGAGCGACCUGGACAAGCAGAAUGCCUGCGCCAUCAUCAGAUUCGUGGAUGGAAUUGUAGACAGCUAUGUGAGUCCGGUGGACUGCACCAUGGCCAACAUGAAGAUGUCGUGGGUGAUGAAGAAGGGUCGGGGCAUCGACUUGCAGUACGUUAAGGAGCAGUACGAGGAGACCUUCCUCAACGAACUGAAGCUGCUCAUCGACGACAUACUCCAGUACCCGGAGAGCUGCAGCAAGACGCAGCUGGAUCAGCUCUUUGCCAAGAUGCAGGUCUUCAUCGUGGCCUGCUACAACCUGGGCUGUCCCAAGAACCACGUGCUGCUCAAGCUGACCGCUCAGGCCCUACACAGCGUGAUCGGGCGCAGCGACCUGCAAAAUUAUGUGCUGAAGAAGAAGUACCAUCGACUGGAGUACCUGCAGCGACUGGCGGCCACCGUGGCCGGAAUAGUCAUCUAUAACAACGAUGGGACGGAUGGGGACCGGGAGAAUGUGAGAUUUGUCGUUGGCGACCUGGAGAUGGCGCAGACGAACACAAGCUCGGCCUUCCAACUGUCCCUGGAUGAAGCGGCCAAAAUGCAAUCGCUUUGUCAAACGGCCAUCGAUAGGUUGAUUCAGCUGGAUCCCAAGGACACGACGAUGACCUAUCGAGUGCCCCUGGAGCACUUGCAGCGCCUCAAUCAGUUCACCCUCACCUACGCCAUGCUGCAGCGCUGCCUGGGCGCAUUGCAUCGCAGCUAUGAGAGCACCGUCUACCUCAUUGAGGUGGAGCGAAAGCGGUACGACUGUGUGGUGGCAAAGAUAAAUGGCACGCUGGCCAUGCGCACGGCCAUCGACUCGGAGCUGAUAUUCCCCCACUUUGUGUACAUCUCGCAGGUGUGGAGCAACCUGAAUAACUUCCUCAACCACGUUGUCGAGCUAAACAAGUUGCGGGAGCGACUGGAACUGCUGGUGGGCCCGCAGAUAAAGGAGCUGGCGGAGGCCACAAUUGUCGAGCUCCAGGCGUUGGACAAACGCAUCAAGGAGCCGCAGAAAACAAACUUUCUUGAUCGCAUGGCCGUCAUGACGGACUUCCACACGGAUGGCAACUUUUGCAGCUUGGCUCAGGCGGAUAUCAAGGAUUUUUGUGCCCUCACCAUGACCAUAACGAACGGGCUGCUGUUGCCGGCAAAGGUGACGCGGCAGCUCUGCAUGAACGUGAAGAUAACAUUCGGGCUGAGGGAUCACAUGUACGCCCGCUUCACGGAGCUCUUCUUCGAGCAGUUUAUACCCGCCUUCAGGAAGGUGAUCUUCAAUAGCGCCAAUCUGGCGUUGCUCUUUAAGCUGGACGAAGCGCUAAUAUCCCAAGAGCUGCAGGACCUGGUGGAGGAGCCGCCGAAGCGACGAGACUUCGCAGGUCAAACCGAAAUGGUGGUCACCAACGACUUGUCGGCCCCGAACUGGAUAAAUGUGACAUGGAAUGCGUGGGACUACCACCGCGAGACGAUCCACAUGGCAGAGCUGCGCAAGCGACAGACCUGCGACACACAGACCAAGAUCAGUUAUGGCCAGCGGCAUGCCCAGAACCAGACCUACAACACACGCCAGCACAAAUGAUAGAAGCUUCUGCACUCACCGGCAUUGGGCUUGGUCACAUCGAAGAGGCACAGCUUGCGGUUCACCACGAAAUAGAUGUAGUUUUCCUGCCACACCAAACUGUAGACUUCCUUCUUCUGGGGCCCUUGAAUGGUUCUCUUCACCCUCAUGCUCUCCACGUCGAGAAUCACCACCUGUUGUUGGAACGUUGAUUAAUGUUUGUGUGAAAUAAAAUCAGAGUAAAAACUCA
Drosophila subobscura is the source of this 2037-nucleotide messenger RNA. RefSeq lists its product as uncharacterized. The transcript is spliced from 3 exons. The coding region runs from base 78 to 1808 and encodes 576 amino acids. Gene Ontology annotation, biological process: regulation of cilium beat frequency. NCBI's taxonomy places the organism in Eukaryota, Metazoa, Arthropoda, Insecta, Diptera, Drosophilidae. Gene Ontology annotation, cellular component: ciliary basal body; axoneme. The record is from RefSeq and is a predicted model, not a curated record.